GCAAACUCUUAAACAAUAAUUCAUUUUACUUUUUCUUUCUCUCUAUAGUAUAUGUCCACUAUGAUUAGUGUAAAAAAAAACUAGAAAUCCCAAAAUGCGAGGAAGAAAGAAGUUGGAGAUGGAUACAUGCACUUGUCGUCCUUCUAAUCCUUUGCCCCGUAAACAUCGUUAAAAACAUUGCUCUCUCUCUCUCUCUCUCUCUCUCUCUCUCUCUCUCUCUCUCUCUCUCUCUCUCUCUCUCUCUCUCUCUCUCNAUACUCUUUUCCAUUUUCUUCCUUUGUCCUUUCUUUGGCAAACAUGGCGGUCUGGUUUGCUAGAUCAAGAAACCUUGUUUCUAGCUUGAGACAUAACCUGUGCUUAUCGACGAUUCUCGUAAAAGGUGAUUACUCUCAUCAUCGACCCAUUGUUUCAACUUGUCAGUUAUCCCCGACAGUGUUUUUGAGUCCCUACGUGUCUAGUCUCCGUCACGAGUCGACGGCUGUGGAGAAACAGCCUGAUUUGGUUCAACAUAGUGAUGAAGAAGAUGUCUUGCAGGAAUUGGAUUUUCCGGGAGGCAACGUCGGUUGCACAUCCGAGAUGAAAUUCAUACCGGAAUCAUCUUCUCGGAGGAUUCCUUGUUACCGAGUUCUCGACGAAGACGGGAGAAUCAUCCCCAACAGCGAUUAUUUUCCGGUGAGCGAGAAACUAGCUGUAAGAAUGUACGAACAAAUGGCGACGCUUCAAGUGAUGGAUCACUUCUUCUACGAAGCUCAACGUCAAGGAAGAAUCUCGUUUUAUAUUACUUCUCUCGGCGAAGAAGCCAUUAACAUCGCUUCUGCUGCUGCUCUUAGUCCUGAAGACAUCGUGCUACCUCAGUACCGAGAGCCUGGAGUGCUUCUAUGGCGUGGCUUUACACCGGAGGAGUUUGCGAAUCAGUGUUUUGGUAACAAAGCUGAUACUGGCAAAGGCAGACAAAUGCCGGUUCAUUACGGCUCUAAUCGUCAUAAUUACUUAACUAUCUCCUCUCCAAUCGCCACGCAACUUCCUCAAGCUGCUGGAGUUGGUUACUCUUUGAAGAUGGAGAAAAAGAAUGCUUGUGCAGUAACAUUCAUCGGUGAUGGUGGCACAAGCGAGGGAGAUUUCCACGCAGGAUUGAAUUUUGCGGCGGUAAUGGAAGCUCCGGUCGUGUUUCUUUGUAGGAACAACGGUUGGGCCAUCAGUACUCAUACCUCAGAACAGUUUCGAAGUGAUGGCAUUGUUGUGAAGGGACAAGCUUACGGAAUCCGAAGCAUCCGUGUUGAUGGUAACGAUGCACUCGCGGUUUACAGUGCGGUUCGCUCAGCUAGAGAAAUGGCUGUAACAGAACAGAGACCUGUUCUCAUCGAGGCGAUGACAUAUAGAGUAGGACAUCAUUCUACGUCAGAUGAUUCAGCUAAGUACAGAGCGGCCGAUGAAAUCCAGCACUGGAAAACGUCAAGAAACCCUGUGAAUAGGUUUAAGAAAUGGGUCGACGAUAACGGAUGGUGGAGUGAAGAAGAUGAAUCCGAACUAAGAUCUAACACAAGAAAACAGCUUCUCCAAGCGAUUCAAGCGGCCGAGAAGUGUGAUAAACAACCAUUGAAAGAGUUGUUUAACGAUGUAUAUGAUGUUAAGCCGAAAAAUCUAGAAGAGCAAGAGCUUGGUUUAAAAGAAUUAGUAGAGAGACAACCUCAAGAUUAUCCUCCUGGUUUUCAUGUCUGAUACUAGACGAACUGUGAAGUUGAAAAUCUCAUUCUCAUGUAUUAUGUUUCAUGUAUAGACAGACUAUUUAUUAAUGUCCACGAAUCGAAUAUAAGCAUUUGGAGUAUCAUGAAAUGGCCUUGGAAAUGUUA
Camelina sativa (false flax) is the source of this 1850-nucleotide messenger RNA. Its product is annotated as 2-oxoisovalerate dehydrogenase subunit alpha 1, mitochondrial-like. The record is from RefSeq and is a predicted model, not a curated record. Gene Ontology annotation, molecular function: oxidoreductase activity, acting on the aldehyde or oxo group of donors, disulfide as acceptor. Gene Ontology annotation, biological process: branched-chain amino acid catabolic process. Gene Ontology annotation, cellular component: oxoglutarate dehydrogenase complex. NCBI's taxonomy places the organism in Eukaryota, Viridiplantae, Streptophyta, Magnoliopsida, Brassicales, Brassicaceae.